Lucilia sericata (common green bottle fly) is the source of this 952-nucleotide messenger RNA. Its product is annotated as serine/threonine-protein kinase fused-like. Gene Ontology annotation, cellular component: cytoplasm. The transcript has 2 exons. The annotation marks the transcript as partial. Lineage: Eukaryota; Metazoa; Arthropoda; Insecta; Diptera; Calliphoridae. Gene Ontology annotation, molecular function: ATP binding; protein kinase activity. The record is from RefSeq and is a predicted model, not a curated record. Gene Ontology annotation, biological process: positive regulation of MAPK cascade; protein phosphorylation; negative regulation of metaphase/anaphase transition of meiotic cell cycle.
AGCACUGCCAUUGAUAUACUCUCCGGUUUAAUAUAUUGUCAUAAUAACUAUUUAUUACACAUGGAUAUUAAACCACAAAAUAUAAUGGUACAACUAAUGUAUCCUAAACCACAAGAGAAAAUUAACCCAAAUAAACCCUACAGAAGGUACAAAUGUAAAUUAUGUGAUUUUGGUUCGUCAAUAAAAAUAACUGCAGAAAAAACACAAGCUACAGGUUUAGCAAAGGGCACUAUACGUUACAUGGCGCCGGAAGCCCUCAAAGAAGAACCACUAACAACUGCUGCAGAUGUAUAUGCCUUGGGCAUAACCCUGUGGCAAAUGUCUUAUCGUCUAAUGCCUUACUAUUGGCUGGAAUGUAAUGAAGUAGUGGCCUAUCAAGUGGUUAAACAUAAAUUACGACCCAAUGCUUUACAAUCGAAUAUUGAGCAAAUUUCGAAUACAAAUUCCUCUAAUUUACAUGAUAAUUGUUUUUGUGCCACAAAUUCUGCUAAUUUAUCCUACCACUCUUGGGAGAAUUUACGCAAUAUUUUAAAUAAAACCAAAUGUGAAUUAUUAACAGAAACGGUGACAAAUGCCGAAUAUCCUUUAAAAAAGUUAGAUUUAAAAAGAAAUCCUUUAAAGGAUUUAAAUCAACAAGUAAAUUCUAAACAAAAGAUUUCAAAAGUAAAACGCAAUUUACAACAGGAUUUCAUGAUCAUUGAUUCAUUUGCUUUGAGUAGCAUCUUUAAAAAUGAUAAUGAUUUUCUGGAUUCUUUGCAAAAGGAGGAGUUGUAUGAGGAAAUUUUUAAAUCCUGCUGGCACAGUGAUUUUAAUGAAAGACCCAAAUGUAGGGAAUUACUAAAACGUUUUAAUGAAUUUAUGUAAAAUUAUAUAUAGAUUAUGUUUUUAGUAUAAGUUGUUGUUCUUUUUUAUGUUUUGCAUGUUAAUUUUAUUUUAUUUAUAUUUUAACAAA